Molecule: messenger RNA, 3839 nt
Organism: Scheffersomyces amazonensis
Lineage: Eukaryota; Fungi; Ascomycota; Pichiomycetes; Serinales; Debaryomycetaceae
Exons: 1
Coding region: 220-3777 (1185 amino acids)
Source: RefSeq, a predicted model, not a curated record
UGAAAAAAAUAGUCGUAAAUGAUGCUUUUGUACAAUGAUGACAAAAUCUAGUGAUGGAGGUUGUUAUAAUAGUUAUAGUCGGAUGUUUCAAUUAUGGUUCAUAAUAGUUAUUUUCUAGGUAGUUAGUUAAUAUUGUCUAUUAUAUAAAAUAGAGGAGUAUUACCUCCCAAGAGGUUUGAGAAAAUGGGGGGUUUGCAUCUUUAAAAAAUUAUACCGACCAUGAAAUUAAUUAAUGUUCAAGUUCUAUUGAUUUAUGUGAUAGCCAUUGUGCUGCUGCUGAGUAUUGAUGUUAAGCCAUUCGUUAAUGGUCUCACUCCUAUAGUUAAGACCAGUAGUUUGUCAUUGUCUGAAGAAAUAAAUAACUAUCCUUCAAAUGAAUAUUUGUUGAAAAGAGCCGAUGAUGAUGAUGAUGAUGAUGAUGAAUACUGUACUGAAGAAGAAACUGAUGACGAUGAGUACUGUACGGAAGAAGGGAGCGAUGACGAGGAUGAUUGUCCAGACUCUGACACUUCCAGUACUCCAACUACAGCACCAUCCACUUCCGAAACACCAUCCACUUCCGAAACACCAUCUACUUCUGAACUUCCAUCCACUUCUGACGUUCCAUCUACUUCUGAAGCAUCUAGCAGUGACAUUCCAACUAGUUCUGUAUUACCAAGUUCCGAAGCUUCUUCUGAUAUUCCUUCCAGUUCAGAUUUACCUAGUUCACAAUCAACGAGCUCAGAAAUCCCAUCUAGCUCAGAAAUCCCAUCUAGCUCAGAAAUCCCAUCUAGUUCUGAUACUUCUUCUUCUUUAGAUAUUCCUUUUGAAAUCAUAACCCCUCCAUAUACACCAUCCAGUUCUGAUAUUCCUACUAGUUCAGAAAUUCCCUCCACUUCAGACAGUCCAUCAAGCUCCGAUACUCCAUCAAGCUCCGAUACUCCAUCAAGCUCCGAUUCUCCAUCAAGCUCCGAUUCUCCAUCAAGUUCCGAUAUCCCAUCAAGUUCUGAUAUUCCUACUAGUUCUGACACUCCAUCAAGUUCUGAUGCUUUUUCCACUUCAGACACUCCAUCAAGUUCUGAUAUUCCUUCUACUUCAGGCAUUGCUUCCAGUUCUGAUAUCUCAUCAAGUUCCGAUAUCCCAUCAAGUUCUGAUAUCCCAUCAAGUUCUGAUAUUCCUACUAGUUCAGAAAUUCCCUCCACCUCAGACAUUCCUUCUACUUCAGACAGUCCAUCAAGCUCCGAUACUCCAUCAAGUUCUGAUAUUCCUUCUAGUUUUGAUACUCCAUCAAGUUCUGACACUCCAUCAAGUUCUGACACUCCAUCAAGUUCUGAUAUUCCUAGCAGCUCAGACACUCCAUCAAGUUCUGAUAUUCCUUCUACUUCAGGCAUUGCUUCCAGUUCUGAUAUCUCAUCAAGUUCCGAUAUCCCAUCAAGUUCUGAUAUCCCAUCAAGUUCUGAUAUUCCUACUAGUUCAGAAAUUCCCUCCACCUCAGACAUUCCUUCUACUUCAGACAGUCCAUCAAGUUCUGACACUCCAUCAAGUUCUGACACUCCAUCAAGUUCUGACACUCCAUCAAGUUCUGACACUCCAUCAAGUUCUGACACUCCAUCAAGUUCUGACACUCCAUCAAGUUCUGAUAUUCCUAGCAGCUCAGACACUCCAUCAAGUUCUGAUAUUCCUUCUACUUCAGGCAUUGCUUCCAGUUCUGAUAUCUCAUCAAGUUCCGAUAUCCCAUCAAGUUCUGAUAUCCCAUCAAGUUCUGAUAUUCCUACUAGUUCAGAAAUUCCCUCCACCUCAGACAUUCCUUCUACUUCAGACAGUCCAUCAAGUUCUGACACUCCAUCAAGUUCUGACACUCCAUCAAGUUCUGACACUCCAUCAAGUUCUGAUACUCCAUCAAGUUCUGAUAUUCCUUCUAGUUCCGAUACACCAUCAAGUUCCGAUACCCCAUCAAGUUCCGAUACCCCAUCAAGUUCGGAUAUUCCUUCUAGUUCUGAUGUUCCUACUACUACAGACUCUCCAUCCAGUUCUGACUCUCCAUCCAGUUCUGACUCUCCAUCCAGUUCAGAAAUACAAUCUAGCUCUGAAACUCCAUCAACUGAUUCACCAAGUUCUGAUACUAGUAGUACUGAUGUUCCAAGUUCUGAUGCUCCAUCCACAUCUACUAUUCCAACCAGUACCUCAAGUGACUAUUCUGAAGAAAGCUCGGUUUAUCCUUCAAGUGAAAUAUCUUUUUCAUAUUCAUCUUCUCAGGUCUCUUCAUUAAUUGAACUGUCUAGUUCUGAUUCAUCCAUUACUACUUCUACUACUUCUUCCAUUUCAUCUGAUGCUCCAAUUUUGGAAUCUUCAACUACUGUUGAUGCAGUUGCUACCACUCCUACCAGCUCGUCAACCAUAUCAGAUGUGCCUCAAACUAGUGACUCUGUUGUAGAAGAGGAUGACGAAGAAGACGAAGAAGAUUCAUGCCCUGAUGACGAUGAUUAUUCUUCAAGUGAUGCUCCUUCUAGCUACUAUGCUACACCCAUAACCACUUCAGCAACUACCACUAGUGUUUCAUCAUCAAUUGUAUACAGUAGUGAUUCUUCUUCAACUAGUGACAGUCCAAACUCCAGUUACCUUUCUUCAUCUAGUUCAAGUUACACAUCAACAACUCCUUCUGAAAUUGACGAUGAAGAUUCAUGCUCAGAAUAUGAAUCAUCUACUUAUCCUCCAGAAGACUCUUCAAGUAUAACAUUGACCUUGACAGAAUCCACCACCAAUAUUUUUGUUUCGUAUGACUCCCUGGUUGGACCAACUACAGUUACCGAAAUUGAUGUUGUAACCAAGACAAUUGUUACUUGUCCAGAAGAAGCAAAAUCUACAUCUACAUGCAGUGAUAUUGGUUCCACUACUAUUGUUGUAUCAUCUACCAAUACUAUUGUUACAUAUGAUUCUCUUUCCUCACCAACUACUGUUACUCAAGUUGAUCUAGUCACUAGCACUAUACUUACAUGUCCACAAGAUUUAUCUACUUCAAGUACUGAAGAAUCACGUCCAUCAAUUACAAUUACACUUACAGAAUCAACUACAAAUACUUUUGUCUCUUAUGAUUCAUUGUCUUCCCCAACUACAGUUACAGAAGAGGAUAUUAUAACAAGAACUAUUGUAACUUGUCCUGAAUCCGUUCAUAGUACAGAGAGUCCUAUAGAUCACUCAACAGUGGUUUCAAUCAAAUCGGAAGAUAAUAUUUCUAUAGAAGUUCCCACUACUACAUCAAUUCCAGAACAAACCAAAACAUUAACAAAUGAAUUCAUUUACACAACAAGUACUGUUUCUCAGGAUUCAGAUUCUGGACAAUUAGUUACAUAUUCAGUAAUUAACACAAGAACUGAGAUCGUUUAUCAAUGUCCAUCAUCAACAUUCUCAUCUACAUCAUAUAAUUCUAUUGCUGAAGAAUUUACUUAUUUGUCUGAUUCAACAACUAGAACAUUUACAACUAUUGGAACUUCUACGGUUACUUCUGUAGGAGAAAAUCAGGAAACUUUUAAGGAAACUUUCGUAGUAACAAACACAGUAUAUGAGUGUCCAGAUACUACAUUUACUUUACAAGGUUCUACAUUAGAAUCUAUUUCAACAUCUGCAUAUUCUUAUACCACAUUAAUAACUCCAUAUGAAACCCUGUCAGUUUCUACAACAAGUACAUUUACUUAUCCUGAAAGUGUACAGGCAUUUGAAGGUGGUGCCAAUAUUAAUAUAUCCUAUAAUAGGUAUAUGACAAUUAUUGGAGCUUUCAGUGCAUUUCUUUUUAUUCUCUGAGUUUAGAUUAUUUUAGAAUUUGUUUCUUCUAUUAAAAAUUUGUAUUAUUCCGAAACUUUGUA